AUGGAAGCUGCUUACUGCAGCCGGUGCACAGAGCAGCAGGAGAUGCUGACGCCUCGCAGGGCAGAGGAGGGGGAGACCAGGGAUGCAAAAUUUGCCUCCAAAGUCGAGCACCCUCAAGUACCAAAGCAUUUUUCAAAUCUGGUUGUAGAUGGCUUCUGCAAGCCACAAGAGUGCUUCCAAAGGUGUUACUCCCGUUGCCUGGUUUCUCACACAGUGUUGGGAGUCCAGUUACAUCUGCACCAGCCUCAGCGGUUCCUGUUUGUGGAAGUUGGUGGGACAGCAGAGAUCCACUGCUCCUCCAGGGAAGAUAUGGAAGGGAGACAGUAUGUACUGUGGUAUGUGAGAAGGGCGGGUAAGGCUCCUACAUGCAUUAAGGACUGUGCGGAUGAUAAAAAUGUGAGCAAAUUUUCUUGCAAGCAUCGGACUCGCAGCACAUCAUUGAUAAUCAGGGACAGCGAAAGGAAUGAGUCUGGCAUUUAUUACUGUGCAUAUGACCUCGGCAGCUCAUGGACUUUUGGGAAGGGAACCACAGUGAUCGUUGGAGACAGCUUCACCCACAGCAGCUCUGUGCUGCUCCUGGGCCCUGUUGCAGGGGAGAACGGAGCCACGGAGCCUGCACAUCUGGCCUGUGUGAUCCGGGGUAUCUCCAACCUUGUCUGGGUGUCCUGGCACGUUCCCGGAGAGGAGCCAGCCCAGGGUCUGCCACGCUUGUUGGAAGCCAGUGAUGGGUCCUUAACACUUAUCCAUCACAUCAGCAUCCCCUGGGCCAGCUGGGCCAGUGGGGCAGCCGUCACCUGCCAGGUCACAUUCAACUCAUCUGGCAGCAGCGUUACCAGACACGCCACAUAUAAACUUGCAGCUCGCUCCGCACCCUGCGUCAUGCUCCCUGUCGUGGCAGUGGUCAGUGCCCUGCUGCUGGUCACGGUGCCCCUGAGUCUCAUCUGGAUCCACUGCCCUCCCAGAUGGGGAUCCCAGCCCAGGAAGCCAGCACCUUGCAUCUCCCAGGGAAAUCAGGACGGACUCAUAUAUGUGGACCUGGAGUUAGACCUGCUGACUCACCGCAAGCCCAGAAAGCCGCAGGCAGCACGAGUGAAGAACGUAACGCCAUGAAGGUCACAUCCAUGGGCUCCUUCAUGCAGGGAUGGCGGCCGCUUCUCUGCUGAUCGAUGUGAGUCAUGCCAGCUGCCAAGAAGCCUCUACAGGGGGACACGCUCUCUCCUUGUGGGCGUUCAGACUGGCCAGGUAGAAGACCCCAAAGAUGAGCGUGGCUGGGGAGGACAUCGUUUUCCAUCAUUGUUGCAAAGACUUCC
Alligator sinensis (Chinese alligator) is the source of this 1310-nucleotide messenger RNA. RefSeq lists its product as uncharacterized. The record is from RefSeq and is a predicted model, not a curated record. Bases 1 to 1110 code for a protein of 369 amino acids. The transcript is spliced from 7 exons. NCBI's taxonomy places the organism in Eukaryota, Metazoa, Chordata, Crocodylia, Alligatoridae.